This is a messenger RNA of Orycteropus afer afer, 1341 nucleotides long. It is a transcript of the gene MATN3, whose product is annotated as matrilin 3. Gene Ontology annotation, molecular function: calcium ion binding. The coding region runs from base 1 to 1341 and encodes 446 amino acids. The record is from RefSeq and is a predicted model, not a curated record. NCBI's taxonomy places the organism in Eukaryota, Metazoa, Chordata, Mammalia, Tubulidentata, Orycteropodidae. The transcript has 7 exons.
AUGCCGUUCCUAGUUCACCACUUUCCGGGACUACUUCUGCUGCUCUUAGCCCUGCUGCUGCUGCCGCCCCCCACAGCCUCCAGCUCCCUGGCCCGCCGUGCUCCCGCGGCCCUUCCUGGGUUCCGAAGGCUGGGGACUCGCGUCCCAGCGGGCAGCCCUGGGCGCCGCCCUGCUCCCACCGGCGCGCCUUACUCGGGAGCUAGUGAGCCCGGCGAGGCCCGCAGCGCAGGUGUUUGCAAGAGCAGGCCCUUGGACUUGGUGUUUAUUAUCGAUAGUUCUCGUAGUGUCCGGCCACUGGAAUUCACCAAAGUGAAAACUUUCGUUUCCAAAAUAAUUGACACUCUGGACAUUGGGGAAGCAGACACGCGGGUGGCAUUGGUGAACUAUGCUAGCACUGUGAAGAUUGAGUUCAAUCUCCAGACAUACUCAGAUAAGCAGUCCCUGAAACAGGCCGUGGCUCGAAUCACACCUUUAUCAACAGGCACCAUGUCGGGCCUGGCCAUCCAGACAGCAAUGGAUGAAGCCUUCACAGUGGAGGCAGGAGCUCAGGGGUCCCCUUCCAACAUCCCUAAAGUGGCCAUCAUUGUGACAGAUGGGAGGCCCCAGGACCAAGUAAAUGAGGUGGCAGCUCGGGCUCGGGCAUCUGGUAUUGAGCUCUAUGCUGUGGGAGUGGACCGGGCAGAUGUGGAGUCCCUUAAGAUGAUUGCCAGUGAACCCCUAAGUGAUCAUGUUUUUUAUGUGGAGACCUAUGGGGUCAUUGAGAAACUUUCCUCGAGAUUCCAGGAAACUUUUUGUGCUAUGGAUGCAUGUAUGCUUGGUACACACCAGUGCCAGCAUGUAUGUAUCAGUGAUGGGAAAGGCAAUCACCACUGUGAGUGUAGCCAAGGAUAUACCUUGAAUGCUGAUAAAAAAACGUGUUCAGCUAUUGACAAGUGUGCUCUUAACAAUCAUGGAUGUGAACAUAUCUGUGUGAAUGACAGAACUGGCUAUUAUCACUGUGAGUGCUACGAAGGUUAUAUUUUGAAUGAAGACAGAAAAUCUUGUUCAGCUCAAGAUAAAUGUGCUUUUGGUACACAUGGGUGUCAGCACAUUUGUGUGAGUGACAGAGCUGGGUCCCAUCACUGUGAAUGCUAUGAGGGCUACACUCUGAAUGAAGACAAAAAAACAUGUUCAGCCAUUGAAGAAGCACGAAGACUCAUUUCCAGUGAAGAUGCUUGUGGGUGUGAAGCCACACUGGUAUUCCAGGACAAAGUCAGCUCAUAUCUCCAGAGACUGAAUGCAAAACUUGAUGACAUUUUGGAGAAGUUGCAAGUAAAUGACUACGGACAAGCGCAUCGUUAA